AUGAUUGCUCUCGAACUGCACAGGUACUUAGAUAUCUACGUGGGUAGGCCGAACGAUCCGGACAUUGAGCCCCCAAAAGCAAUCACACCGAUGGAGUGCCGUCUGAGGGAUAUGACCUAUGCAGCGCCUAUUUUAGUGGACGUCGAAUACGUCCGUGGCAAUCAGAUUGUGCGCAAAUUGGGUGUGGAGAUUGGACGCAUACCUGUCAUGCUGAGGUCAAAUAAGUGUCACCUGGCCGGGAAGAGUAACGCCGAGCUGGCGAAGAUGGGGGAAUGCUACCUCGAUCCUGGGAGUUACUUUGUAGUCAAUGGAUCAGAGAAGGUUAUAUUGAUCCAGGAACAGCUGUCCAAGAAUCGAGUGAUUGUGGAUAAGGAUUCAAAGUUUGGCAUUACAGCAUCAGUCCAAAGUUCAACCGCCGAGAGGAAGAGUAAGACGAACCUGAUCACGCGCAAGGGCAAAUUCUAUCUCAAGCACAACUCUCUGAAGGAGGAGAUCAACAUAGCUGUGAUCAUCAAGGGCAUGGGUAUUGAAAGUGACCAAGAAAUCGUGCAAUUGGUCGGAAGCGACCACACAUUCAUUGAUGCGUUUGCGCCGACUUUGGAGGAGUGCAUGGAGCAUCAGGUCUUCUCCAAAGAUCAGGCGCUGAACUUCAUCGGAGAGAGGAUGGUUACGCGUGUACAGGCCCCCUGGAUGUUGAAGCAGAGUGGCCAGAAGAAGACCAAAAAGGACGAGGCCGUCGAGCUGCUGCGCGAUGUCGUGAUUGUGCACGUUCCGGUUGUGGACAAGAACUACCGACCGAAGUGUCUGUACUUGGCUCUUAUGGUGCGGAGGAUGAUCAUGGCCAUGAACGGUGUUAUCAAGGUCGAUGACAAAGAUUACUACGGAAACAAGCGUCUGGAAUUGGCCGGUGCCCUACUGGCCUUGCUGUUUGAGGAUUCGUUCAAAACACUCAACAGAAUUGUGCGAACAGAGGCGGACAAGCAACUAAUGAAGCAGAGAGCGGAACCUUUUGAUAUCCUCAAUGUUAUCAAGUGCCAUUCCAGUCGAACGAUUUCGCAAAAGUUUAAUCAGUCGCUAGCGAGUGGUAACUGGCGUAUUGACCGUUUCAAGGUCAAUCGGGCGGGUGUUGCACAACCGUUGUCGCGGUUAUCGUACAUCUCUGGAAUGGGAAUGAUGACGAAGAUUAGUUCGCAGUUUGAACAAACUAACAAGGUUUCGGGACCUCGUUCGCUGCAGCCGUCACAGUGGGGUAUGCUGUGCCCCGCAGACACGCCCGAAGGAGCGCAGUGCGGUCUGCAGAAGAACUUAGCACUCAUGACUCACAUCACUACGGACGACGAAGCAGAGCCCAUUCUCAGGCUGAUCAUGAACCUGGGUGUGGAAGACGUGAACCUCAUGUCAGGAGAGGAGCUGUGCGCCCCCAAUAUGUACAUUGUGUUCUUGAACGGUGUGAUUGCAGGAUGCACCAGAGACCACCAGCGGCUGGUGCGGGACGUCCGGGCUAUGAGACGGGCGGGGCAUGUCAGUGAGUUUGUGAGUAUCUAUCCCUCGCAUAUGCAGAGCUCCAUCAACAUCUCCAGUGACGGGGGUCGUGUGUGCAGGCCAUAUAUCAUUGUGGAGAAGGGACAGCCCAUGGUCACAGAGGGCCACAUCCGCGAACUGAACCAGGGACUCAGGAGCUUCAAUGACUUCUUGAGUGAUGGCCUGGUGGAGUAUCUGGAUGUGAACGAGGAGAACGACAGUCUGAUUGCGCUGAAUGAGAGCUACGUCAAUCCGAAGACGACGCAUAUGGAGAUCGAGCCGUUUACCAUUCUGGGCAUCUGUGUGGGCCUUGUACCGUACCCCCACCACAAUCAGUCCCCGCGCAAUACGUACCAAUGUGCUAUGGGCAAGCAAGCAAUGGGCAUCAUAGCACACAACCAAUUGAAUCGGUUCGAUACCCUACUCUAUCUGCUGGUAUACCCUAUGCGGCCGCUGGUGCAAACCAAAACUCUGGAGCUGUCGGGUUACACACAAUUGCCGGCUGGUCAGAACGCGGUGAUUGCUGUCAUGUCAUACUCUGGCUACGAUAUCGAAGAUGCGCUGAUUCUCAACAAAGCCGGAAUUGAACGAGGAUACGGCCGGUGCAUGCUGUACCGAAAGUACGCGACAACGCUGCGGAAGUAUCCCAAUGGUCUCGAUGAUCGAAUCAAGCCCGCACCUCGGAGCCUGGAAACUGGGGAAGUGCCCCCACAGUUUGCAUCCUUAGAGGAGGAUGGCAUCGCAGCUGUGGGUUCCAGGCUGAAGUAUGACGAUAUAUAUAUAAACAAGGAGACGCCCACCAUCACUACCAACGCGGCUAUGCCGAGACCCGGGGGAGGCGCGGGCCAGCCCGAGGUGGAAUACUAUAAACAGCCGUCCAAGUACAAGCAGAAAUACGAUGCGUUCGUCGAUAAAGUUAUGCUGACCACCAAUACAGACGGACAUCUCCUCACCAAACUCCUGCUGCGCACCACUCGUGUUCCGGAAUUGGGCGACAAGUUCAGUUCGCGGCAUGGGCAGAAAGGUGUCACAGGUCUGAUUGUCAGCCAAGAGGACAUGCCCUUCACGGACCAAGGUAUCUGUCCUGAUAUGAUUAUGAACCCGCAUGGUUUCCCGUCACGUAUGACGGUGGGCAAACUGAUGGAGCUGCUGGGCAGCAAGGCGGGUGUCAUGGUUGGGAAGAUGCACUACGGUACGGCGUUUGGGGGUGAGAAGGUGGAGGACAUGUGUCGUAUUUUGGUACGACAUGGAUACAACUACACGGGCAAGGAUUUCAUUACGUCGGGCAUUAGUGGUGAGCCGCUGUCGGCUUAUAUUUUCUUCGGUCCGGUUUAUUAUCAAAAGCUGAAGCAUAUGGUACAAGACAAGAUGCACGCGCGAGCCACCGGUCCUCGUACCAUCUUGACGCGUCAGCCGACUGAAGGUCGUGCCAACGACGGUGGUCAACGUUUCGGAGAGAUGGAAAGAGAUUGUCUCAUCGCCUAUGGAACGUCUGGGUUGCUACUCGAGCGCUUGUGCAUCAGUAGUGACCAAUACUCUACCACCGUGUGCAAUAAAUGUGGCUUGCUGUGCGAUCCCAAGUGGUGCCAGUAUUGCAAGACCUCCGCGGAAGUGAGCUCGCUGAAGCUGCCCUAUGCGUGCAAGCUGCUCUUCCAGGAACUGACGUCCAUGAAUAUUGCACCAAGAAUAACGCUGGACAGCGCAUUCUAAAGCGAGAGAUUCUCGACAGGAGCGUUCAGGUUGCAGUGAGAGCCUCGUCGCCCGACGGUUACUCAAGUGAACGCUUUGCCAAAUAAGUCACGAUAUGCCCGACUUCCUAGAACGACAUCACAGCCUGGAACGACUCGAACCGUUUUGACAAUAAACGUUUCAAGUCUUCCGCAAGUCACACCU
Molecule: messenger RNA, 3414 nt
Organism: Sphaeroforma arctica JP610
Lineage: Eukaryota; Ichthyosporea; Ichthyophonida
Product: DNA-directed RNA polymerase III subunit RPC2
Exons: 13
Coding region: 1-3231 (1076 amino acids)
Biological process (GO): DNA-templated transcription
Cellular component (GO): RNA polymerase III complex
Molecular function (GO): DNA binding; ribonucleoside binding; DNA-directed RNA polymerase activity
Source: RefSeq, a predicted model, not a curated record